GGCGUGUAGUUCAGUUGUGAGCACGCAAACGUGCUGCAGGGAUUGUAGGUGUACCUCCUCGGGCUUGUGUACCCUUUUCUUGCAGAUAGUGUGCGUGUUCUUUAGAUCUUCUGGUGGCUCUAGCAUUUUUGUGACCGCGGACCGAGUCUUCGCUAGAUUUUGGGCUUAGCAACUAACACGAAGAAAGAAGACUAGUACGAACAGAUGAAGGUGCUGGGUAGAGAGAUCGGAACGGUAUUGGGGGAAGAUCUCACUGCAGCCCACUAGAGCUUUUUUGGCCCUGCCUGUCGCACAACAUCUGCGGUAUCACACGCAGCAACGAAGCUGUUGUUGCCGGGGUAGUUGCUCGGUCCAUUCAAACUCUUCACAGCAGUGUCAUAACUGACUGGAUUACCUCUACACAAAGCACCGCACGUUGCCAUAUCUCCGAACCUCCUACGUCCCCCAGCUAGCCGCCCGCGCGACCUUGUCGAAGGUUGUUAUUCAAUGUUUUGCUAGUGUAGGAUCCAUCGCUGAGGUGUGUUUCUUAUUCCUUCAAUAUUUUCUUUUUGUUCGUGAGAAUGUGAGCCUCUGUUUCUCAACAAAAUAUUUCUGUACUGCGGGCCCGUACUCUGUCGGGCAAUAGUCCAUGCCACACACUUGCCAUCACCAUGACGUCUGCAUGAAGAUUAUUUACUGUUGUCGCAAUGCUGCGUGCUUGCUUUCUGUUUGAGGUCAUGCCGGGCGCCAACGUCCGUGUUUGUCGGUGUUGUCCAUUGAGGGAGCACAUAAUGCUGCGGCAGCGCAAGCGCUGGGUGCGGUAGGUAUCAUGAAUCGCGCAGGGUCCUGCCAUAGACCACAGCGACGCGUGGAUGUUGGACCACGCACAGACGAAGGAAGGCUGACGACUGAGCUGUGGUGGUACCAUAUCCGGGUGCACCCAUGUCUGUAUCACGUUGAGUGAUGCUGCUAGAAGCACUCCCUGGGUCCAAGGAGAUGUUCCAAAUAAUCCAGUAAGGCACGCGAGUGCUGAAAGAGGUAUCGUUGCACCUAUUGCUCUCCAUCGUGGAGAUUCCUCAAACCGGCCUACCCCCGACAUGUAGUACGUUUUCUGAAUGAUGAAACCUACGCCGUUCCGUAUUAGAUCUGCGUGGCGCCGGGGGGUACCCUUAUGGCGUUUCGAUAUUUUGUGUGCGAUCUCAAACCAUUUGCUGAGAGUGCCUACGCAUGCCCAAACCGAUGGUCGCUUCUAAGAACACAGGUCGAUGUGGAUCUUGGUACAUGCCUUACCUCGAUGUUCUACCAUGGGCCUUUCUCCGUUUUUUUCGCAGGGAUGGCGCGUAAACCUGCUGCAGAACAGCGCAAUCAACGAUUAUGGAUGGUUCAAAGACUGCGCGUGCCCUACAUGCAAGACGAAGGGCAAGCAAUCAACCCGCAGAGAGGAAGGGAAUCGAAAUGACCAAACCCAAAGGUCGUCGACGAACGAACGUUUUGCAGCGGGUGCUUACAUUCACUGGGACACCAUGACCCGCUCAUCAGAUUCCAAACUCAUGAAGAGUACCUGCAAAUCGGUCAUGAGGAAUGUUGGUGCCCUGGAUGACAAGGAACUCGAGGAGGAUGACUCGAAGGUCGAGGGUGCGGGUUCGCAGGAAUGUAACGGAAUCUACCGUGCUUGGCCGGAAGAUGCGGCGCGCCCUCCACGAACACCCUACCACGAUCCGGCGGCGACACUCGCUUGUCCCGUGUUGGUCCCGCAGCCGGAAGAUGCGGCGCGCCCUCCACGAACACCCUACCACGAUCCGGCGGCGACACUCGCUUGUCCCGUGUUGGUCCCGCAGCCGGAAGAUGCGGCGCGCCCUCCACGAACACCCUACCACGAUCCGGCGGCGACACUCGCUGGUCCCGUGUUGGUCCCGCAGAGCAGGGAACCUCCGGCCUACUUUCUUGACGAAGAGGGAGGUCGCGCGCUGUCACGAAGGAACACCGGACCCUACCGAAUCGUUGACUGGUACAUCAGGCGAGUGCCACAUGCGGAAAAACUCCGGAGCAGGGGGGGUGGGGGUUGGUCGUGUGCAUGCAAUUGUAGCGUGCCUUUUAGCCGUUGUUCCGCGUCGUGGCGGCUUUUCGUUCUUUUGAAAGAGUGGACGCGGGUGGUUUGCUGAAGCGCGCGGGACAAUGGGUGCUCCAACAGGCCUGUUGAGCUCUGAGCCGUUCUGUGGUGAUAGGAGAUAGCCCGAGGAUUCGUAUUUGAUCGCGGCCACUUGCCUUAGCUUCGUUGUCGAGGCAAUAGCUGACCCGGUGAUGGAGUUGUUUUGAGCGGUUAGGAUGUUUUGCGUUUGAAAGCCUAGUUAGCUCUUUGCGUUUUAAAACAUUCACAUUUUAAUGUCAUGUGAAUGCGGACAUCUUCGACAUCAUGGGUUGAGGAAAAGCGGGCUCCCAUCCCCCGCGACUGUUUACCCUCUGCGCACGCUCUUGAACUGCCAGUAACGAGAAUGCUGCUCACCAAAGCCGAGGCUCGGGGACGGAUCUGUACUGCCAGCCCUACCGUCUGUUUUAUCCCGUGGGUAUACAUACACCUGACUGCUGGCUGGAACACGGUGGGUAUCCGGACGAGCGCUGAUAGUUGAUUCGGCGAGAGUGCCCACCACACUUUGUGCAUUGGCCCAACAUUGCGAGUGUCGAGAAACACCCACAUAACGGUCGUCUGUGGCUCAGUAUGUAUGUAGAAAAGCGGCAAGUCCGCUUCCAUGAACAUGCGAAUGACUUUAGUGACGCACGUGUUCAGGGUGCACCUUACAUAAAAAACCAGCGUGUCAGCGAUGGUUUUGGGUGUUUUUCCACGUUCGUCUGUUUUCUGAGCAGAAAGAAGGUCUUGGUCCGCCAACGACGGUGACACCGCUCUCCUGCGAAGGGUACCUCUGCCCGCCAGGCCAGGAAUACGAGACACUUGAGUGGAAGCUCGCCAAGUGGUUGGGCGACAACGACGUGCGUAAGGGUGCCGAAGUGUAGGUUUCGCCUCCGUUCCAUAUUAUCGGAAGGUUCGAAGAACAACGUAUCACGAAAUGCACCUCGCUAAACCUAUUGCACCAGUACCUCCGGCCGUCCGUUAGCUUGAGGACUUGGGCGGACGUGUUCGGUUCGGGGGAAUUAGGAUUGCGUAAACUCACCUUGAAGUGAGAAUAGUGUGGAAACAAUAGAAAGGUAGAAUAGAAGGUCUCUCUGGUCAGAGGCG
Molecule: messenger RNA, 3211 nt
Organism: Ectocarpus sp. CCAP 1310/34
Lineage: Eukaryota; Phaeophyceae; Ectocarpales; Ectocarpaceae
Source: the annotation of a GenBank genome assembly